AUGGAGAACGCAAAAAUUUCCGGUUCCAUUCCAUUGUCCAUCCGGAAACUGGUUGUUCGUGAUGUCAAUAACGGCCAAACGCACCGGGAAGUGGCCAAGCACUACGAAAUCAGCAAGAUAACGGUAUCAAAAUUAAUGAACAAUAUGAAAACGUUCGGAUCGGUGGUGGAUCGCUCGGGAAGAGGACGGAAGCCCAAGACAGAUGCCAGGACGGACAAGAAAAUCAUUCGUGAGGUGAAGAAAAACCCAAAAAUUACGAUCCGGAAAAUACAGGAAGAGCUCCGUCGUACUGUCCGUCGCUGCAUCCAAGCGAAGGAGUGCCAUAGCAAGAUCGCAGUGAGAAGGCCUUUCACUAGCCAGGUGAAUAAGGCUAAGCGGCUCAAGUUCGCCAAGGAACACGUCGAUAAACCGCUCGAAUACUGGAAAACAGUGUUGUGGACCGACGAAUCCAAAUUCGAGCUGUUCAACCGGAAGAAGCGGGAUCGUGUGUGGCACAAGUCGGGUGAGGAGCUCCAAAACCGCCAUAUCCAAGGAACAGUUUAG
Molecule: messenger RNA, 543 nt
Organism: Toxorhynchites rutilus septentrionalis
Lineage: Eukaryota; Metazoa; Arthropoda; Insecta; Diptera; Culicidae
Exons: 1
Coding region: 1-543 (180 amino acids)
Biological process (GO): DNA integration; DNA transposition
Molecular function (GO): DNA binding
Source: RefSeq, a predicted model, not a curated record